UCUAACCUGUAUUCUUUUGUCCCGCAACCGAAUAAGUUGAAGUUUAUAUUUUUUUUCCCCGGGAGCUCAGAAUUUCAUAAACACCACAACAACAACAACAAUCGCGGUUCUCGCCGUACAAACGAACACGACGUGCGCAUCGCAACUCGUUUCCCCGACCCCAGUCGCCCGGUUCACACCACUCGUGGCCCGACACAAAGUUCCCCGUACCGUCCCAGGGCGGUUCCACCAAUAAGCUUGCAGCCGGAUUUUUUUAUUAUGAUCCACCGUAGAUAAUCAAUACCUACCGACGCCGACGCCGCCGAAAUCUCGAACUCUGGCCACCCUUCCGUGAAUCAUUGCCAGCCGCGUCUCCGUGCCCUAUGGACCCGUCAGAUAAAAUGGCAUCCAAAGACACGAUCGUGAAAGCAGAGAAAAAUCCAGAUUCUGGAAGUGAUUUUGAUGACGACGAUGAUCCAGACAAAACUGAAGUUCCGGGUGGAGGAAAAGACUUGGCAACUGCAGCUACUAUUAAGUCAACCUUUGUCGAUGAAAAGCCGCCUAGUACCAGUAUUAAUACUAAUUUAACCAAACCUUUAGAACCAACAUCUAAAAUGAAUGCAAAUAAUAUGGGCUAUGCAAAAAAUAUGGGUGGUAUGAACAAUUGGAUGGGCGCCAUGAUGGGAAAUCCUUUUAUGAAUUUGGCACAAGGCUCUUCAAAUAUGAAUAAUAUGAUGUUUCCUCAAAAUAUGCCUUAUCCAGGAAUGAUGCCUCCUAAUAUAAAUCAAGCUCAAUUUUUACAAGGUAUGGGUGGUGGUGGAUCAGCUGGAAUGAUGGAUGGGAAUGCUGCAACAAAUUUUCUUUUACAAGCAUUAAUGAGUAAUGGUGGCAAUAAUGCUGCCUUGAUAUCACAACUACUGAGUUCAGGAGGACCUGCUGCAUCUAUGCUGUUACAAAAUAUAAUGCAACAACCAUUUACCCAACAAAAUUUUCCAAUGGCACCUAAAAAUGUAUCUCCGUAUUGGUACAAUCAAUCAAUGAAUAAUAAAAUGCCUAGUGGUGGGCGUACUGGAGAAGAUGAAGAAGAUAAUGAGGAUGAGGAUAUGGGAGUUGCUGAGACAUAUGCUGAUUAUAUGCCUUCCAAAUUAAAACUUGGUAAGAAACAUCCUGAUCCAGUAGUGGAAACAGCAUCAUUGUCAAGUGUUGAACCUGCGGAUGUGAAGUAUGAGUUAUCAAUUCCAAUGGAUACCAUAAAUUCUGGAUCUCUUUCGGCUCUUCAGUUAGAAGCUAUCACUUAUACAUGCCAACAACAUGAUCAUAUUUUACCUGAUGGUUCAAGAGCUGGUUUUCUUAUUGGUGAUGGUGCUGGUGUUGGUAAAGGUCGAACAAUUGCUGGAUUAAUAUUUGAGAACUUUGUAAAAGGUCGCAAGAAAGCCAUUUGGGUUUCAGUAUCUAAUGACUUGAAAUUUGAUGCCGAACGAGAUUUAUCUGAUAUUGGAACAACAAAUAUUAAAGUGUAUUCUCUGAAUAAGUUUAAAUAUGCCAAAAUUAAUUCUCCAACAAAUGGAAAUGUAUCUAAAGGAGUUAUAUUUUCUACUUAUUCGGCUCUCAUUGGUGAAUCAAGUGGUGGAGGAAAAUACAAAAGUCGCUUGAAGCAAUUGUUGAACUGGUGUGGUGAUGAUUUUGAUGGAGUUAUUGUUUUUGAUGAGUGCCACCGUGCUAAAAACCUUUGUCCAACAGGAUCUACAAAACCUACAAAAACUGGAUUAACAGUACUUGAGCUACAAAAUAAAUUACCCAAUGCUCGAGUAGUUUAUGCAUCAGCUACUGGUGCUUCAGAACCUCGAAAUAUGGCUUAUAUGGUGCGGUUAGGUAUGUGGGGACAAGGAACAACAUUUCCGGAGUUUCUUGAUUUUAUUAAUGCAGUUGAAAAACGUGGUGUCGGUGCUAUGGAAAUAGUUGCAAUGGAUAUGAAGCUUAGAGGCAUGUAUAUUGCUAGACAAUUAAGUUUCCAUGGUGUAUCUUUUAAAAUUGAUGAAGUACCGCUAUCCCCAGAGUUUACUAAUGUCUAUGACAAUGCUGUAAAACUGUGGGUGGAUGCAAUGCAUAUGUUUCAAGAGGCAGCAGAACUAAUUGAUGCAGAGAAUCGCAUGAGAAAAACUAUGUGGGGUCAAUUUUGGUCCUCCCAUCAAAGAUUUUUUAAAUAUUUGUGUAUUGCAGCAAAAGUUAAACAUGCAGUAGAUGUGGCUAGAGAAGCAAUAAAACAUGGAAAAUGUGUAAUUAUUGGAUUACAAUCUACAGGGGAAGCCCGAACUCUUGAACAACUGGAAAAAGAUGAUGGAGAGCUAACUGAUUUUGUAUCCACUGCAAAAGGUGUUUUACAGUCUUUAGUUGAAAAACAUUUUCCUGCUCCAGAUCGUAAUAGAAUAAAAAAACUACUAGGAAAUGUUGGUAUCGAAUUAAAACAUUCCAAACAUCAUAAUGGUGAUUCUCAAGGACCUAGUGGCUCUAGUGGAGGUGGAGAAAAAAGGAAAUCAGGCCGUCAAGCAUCUUCAAGACAUGUAAAACGUGCCAAAGAUUCUAGCGAUUCUGAUUCAAAAUCUGAUAAUGAUGAUUCUGAUUUUAAAAUGUCAGAAUCUGAGUCUGAAAUUAGUGAAGAACAUAGCGAUGAUUCUGAAGCAAGUAGCGACUUUAAUCCAUUUGGUGAAGAUGACACUGACAGUGAUGAACCUUGGGCAGCGGGUAGAGCAAAAAAACGUAAAAAUAAAGUUCCCGCUAAAAAGAAACAAACGGCAAAAGACAAAAUCCAUCAAAUUGUAUUAAAGUCAAGCAUGGCCAAUAAUAGCCACCAAAAAGAUGCUAUUGACCGUGCUUGUAGUAUGAAAGAAGAAUUGAUGGAAAGGAUUGAAAGAUUAGGCGAUAAAUUGCCACCAAAUACUCUUGAUCAGCUAAUUGAUGAACUUGGUGGGCCUGAAAAUGUUGCUGAAAUGACGGGAAGGAAAGGUAGAGUUGUUCAAACAGAUGGGGGUAUACAGUAUGAAUCUCGUUCUGAAGUUGACGCACCUUUGGAAACAUUAAAUGUUAUUGAAAAACAAAGGUUUAUGGAUGGUGAAAAGGAUGUAGCUAUCAUAUCAGAAGCUGCCAGUUCCGGUAUAUCAUUACAAAGUGACCGAAGAGCCCGAAAUCAACGCCGUAGAGUACACAUUACCUUAGAAUUACCUUGGAGUGCUGAUAGGGCUAUUCAGCAAUUUGGUCGUUCUCAUCGUUCUAACCAAGUUAAUGCUCCAGAAUAUAUUUUCCUAAUAUCAGAUUUAGCUGGGGAAAGACGUUUUGCAUCUAUAGUGGCCAAACGAUUAGAAAGUCUUGGUGCUCUUACGCAUGGUGAUCGGAGAGCAACUGAAACACGUGAUUUAUCAAAAUUUAAUAUUGAUAAUAAAUAUGGCCGUGCUGCUUUAGAAACCACAAUGAAAACUAUUAUUGGUUAUGAGAGUCCUAUAGUACCACCCCCAGAAGAUUACAAAGGACACUUUUUUGAAGAUGUCGGUGGUGCUCUUGUAGGUGUUGGUAUGAUUAUCAAUAAUGAAGCCAGUCCUGGUAACUUAACAUUAGACAAGGAUUACAACAACAUAAGCAAGUUCCUAAACCGUAUCCUUGGUAUGCCAGUUGAGCUUCAAAACAGACUGUUUAAAUAUUUCACCGAUGUACUACACCAUAUUAUUACGCAAGCAAAAAAAUCUGGUCGCUUUGAUUUGGGAAUCUUGGAUUUGGGUACUGCUGGUGAAAAUGUGAAACGAGUAAAAAUGUAUACGUUCCUUAGAAAACAUGCCACUGGUCAAGCUACUACUGAACUUCACAUUGUACAUGUAGAAAGAGGCAUGAGUUGGGAUGAAUCUAUAGAAAGGUGUAAAGAAGCCAAAGCACCUACUGAAGGAUAUUAUCUUUCACAUCAGAUAAGAAACAAUAAAAGUACUGCAGUACUUGCUUUGUUGGCUGAUAAUAGUGCUAAUAAAAAAGCCGAAACAACAAAAUCACCCUCUAAGAAGGACAUUAUGUUCACUAUAUUCCGUCCAAACACAGGAUUACAGUUAAGGCAAGAGUCACUGAGUGAACUUGAAAAGAAAUAUUUUAAAGUAGAGUUAUCUAAAGCAGAAAAACACUGGAAAGAACAGUAUGAUUCAUCUGAAACAGUUUGUUCACAUGCCUAUUGGCGUGGCAACUGUAAGCUUGUUACUGUUGGUCAAGAUUGUGAAGUAGGUUUAAGACGCCGUACAUAUAAUGUUUUGUCUGGAUCAGUGUUAAGUGUAUGGAGUAGAAUAGAAAAUGUAUUAUUAGCUCGGACAGGUUCUCAUCAUAAGAUGCAAGUUGUCAGGUUAAAGACUGCAGAAGGAUUAAAAAUAGUUGGCACUUUGAUACCUAAGUCAUGUGUUGAAGCAUUAAGACAAGAUCUAGGUGCAGAUGCAGAAAAGACAGAAGAACGCGUUUCUAAUUUAUAAGUAAAACUUGUAUAAACUAGAAUGUUUAUAAUUUAGAUAACUUACUUUCAAAGGAAUUAUGAUGAUCUAAUUUCAAGGAUGUAAUAAAAUUCCUGUAUCUUAAAUGUCCAGGAAUAAUCCCUAAUUGAAAUUGAUCCUUUGAUUUCUCAAUAUUUUUUCUGAAAUUUGACAGAACUGACGACGGCAUUUUGUUUAUUAAAAAUGUUUAAUUUUUUAUUAAAAAAAAGAAAAAUGAAAAAAAAACUUAGUCAUCCUUGUCAAUAUUACGAUUCACAUAUAAUUUUUUAUAUUUAUAAUUUAUAUUAUAAAAUAUUGUAUUCUCUAUAAUGUGACUAUUUAAAAUCCCACCAUAUAAAUAUAUAUUUUCUUUUGUAGUUUAUAUUUUCCUUAACCUAGUCUCUUUUAUAUCUUUAUCCUCUAGCACUUAAUGUAAUACUACUUAAAUUACUACUUUAGUGUUUAAUGAAACAUUCAUUUUCUAAAUUGAAAAACUUAACUUUUGAUUAUAAUUAAUUAUCAGAACAAAUUAUAUUUUGGUGUGACCAACACUUAAUUUAUAAUAUAUAACAGUAUUUCCUAUCACUAUGCUUGCAAAAUAUAACAUUUUCCAUUUCUUUAGUGUGGUAGACUGGUAUUUUAUUGAUUUAUUAUAUUGUUUGUAUUUAUAAAUACUAAUAAUAUCUUAUCAUUUUAACUGUAAGAAAUACUAAAGUAAAUUAAUUAAUAAUUAUAAUUGUUAAUUUAUAGUUUUUACGUUUUAAAGAGUGCAGAUACGUCUUCGUUUUCAAUGUAAAUUACAUUACCUACACAUUUUAUAAUGCUAAAGUAUAAUGAAAGAAUAGUUUUUAUAAUUUGUUAAUUAGAAUCGAAAAUUAAUUAAUAAGACUUAAUGAUCUAUUCAUCAUUAGAAUUAAUUUAUUUUAAAAUUAGAUUUCUCAGGAGUUUAAAUUAAUUAAAGUUCUGUGAAAUUUUCUCCGAUUUUAUAUAUUUUUUGUUACUGAAUUUAGAACAUAAAUUUUAAAGUGUAUCAUCUCAAUAGUAUUAAGAUAGUUUGAUAAUAUUGUUUAGUAAAUAACAAUAAGUUUGUAAAUAACUUAAUUAUAAGUUAGUGUGUAGGUAAAUUUUAUGUAGUCCUAUAGUAUUUCCCUUUUACUUCAAGAGUAAUCUCUUGUUAUGAUUUAUAUAGUUACCUCAACAAUGAUCAGAUGGUAUCGUAUUUUUAAAUAUUUUUUAAAUUUUAUUCCUAUUGAAUGACUUAUAAGGA
This is a messenger RNA of Acyrthosiphon pisum (pea aphid), 5736 nucleotides long. It is a transcript of the gene sno, whose product is annotated as Protein strawberry notch. Gene Ontology annotation, biological process: regulation of DNA-templated transcription. Gene Ontology annotation, molecular function: histone binding; chromatin DNA binding. The record is from RefSeq and is a predicted model, not a curated record. The transcript is spliced from 24 exons. NCBI's taxonomy places the organism in Eukaryota, Metazoa, Arthropoda, Insecta, Hemiptera, Aphididae. Gene Ontology annotation, cellular component: nucleus. Bases 363 to 4472 code for a protein of 1369 amino acids.